Carassius carassius (crucian carp) is the source of this 798-nucleotide messenger RNA. It is a transcript of the gene mdp1, whose product is annotated as magnesium dependent phosphatase 1. Gene Ontology annotation, molecular function: acid phosphatase activity. The transcript has 6 exons. Lineage: Eukaryota; Metazoa; Chordata; Actinopteri; Cypriniformes; Cyprinidae. The coding region runs from base 128 to 610 and encodes 160 amino acids. The record is from RefSeq and is a predicted model, not a curated record.
GCAUUGCUGACGUCAUGACGCUACUUCCGCAUUACCGGUAAGGCACGGUUCUCAAGUAAAUGAAAGUGUUCUGUGUCCGAUUGAUUUGAAUUGUCUAGUUUUCCUCCUUGUCAAUCGCUAAUCAAAGAUGUCUAAGCCGAAAUUAAUAGUCUUCGACCUAGAUUACACCCUGUGGCCGUUCUGGGUCGACACCCAUGUUGAUGCACCUUUUCACAUCGAUGACAGCGGCAUGGUGCGGGAUUCAAGAUUUGCCAAGGUUCCCAUUUAUCACGAUACUAAAAAGAUUUUGAGCUCACUGCAUAGUCAGGGGUUCAAGAUAGGCAUUGCAUCACGAACCAGUGAGACGGAGGGAGCCAAUCAGCUGCUGUCACUCUAUAAACUUGACCAAUACAUUUCCUUCAAGGAGAUCUAUCCCGGUUCAAAGGUCACUCACUUUAAAAGGCUGAAAGCUGACAGUGGCGUCCAGUUUUCUGACAUGAUGUUCUUUGAUGACGAGGAUAGGAACAUCUUGGAGGUUGGCAGGCUGGGUGUUCACUGUGUGAUGGUUCGUAGUGCCAUCACCUGGGAUCUAGUCAAGAAAUCACUUGAGGAGUUCAGCAAGAAGCAGUGAAGGCGUCUGGUCCUGUGGAGAUGCAGCUGCUGCAAAUGAAGAAGAACCCAUUUGCUGUGCAAAAAAAAACUGAGACGUACUGUAUAGAGGACUAGGAGGGUCAUGUUUAGUGAUUAUUUCUGUGUAAUCAACCGUUUUUAACUUUUUUUGACAAAAGCAAUUGGCGAAUACUUAUAAUUAUUUUUUGA